Notothenia coriiceps (black rockcod) is the source of this 3112-nucleotide messenger RNA. RefSeq names its product glucosidase II alpha subunit b (gene ganabb). Gene Ontology annotation, cellular component: glucosidase II complex. The record is from RefSeq and is a predicted model, not a curated record. NCBI's taxonomy places the organism in Eukaryota, Metazoa, Chordata, Actinopteri, Perciformes, Nototheniidae. Gene Ontology annotation, biological process: N-glycan processing; carbohydrate metabolic process. Gene Ontology annotation, molecular function: glucan 1,3-alpha-glucosidase activity; carbohydrate binding. Bases 48 to 2900 code for a protein of 950 amino acids. The transcript is spliced from 25 exons.
UUUGUAACGGACUGAUAUGGGCGGAGUUUCGCGGAAGCAUAUCCAAGAUGGCCACCUUCACUGAAAGGAUGGCGCCUGUCUUGGUGCUUUGGCUGGCCGUGUUCCUCAGUGGGACCUGGGCUGUGGACAAGGGCAACUUCAAGACCUGUGACCAGAGCUCCUUCUGCAAGCGUCAGCGAGCAUUGAAGCCUGGUGAGUCUCCCUAUCGAGCGCUGCUGGAGACCAUGGAGCUGACUAACACCAGACUCACGCUGCAGCUCAUCAAUGACAACAACAAGGUGCGCCUGCUGCUCGAGCUCUAUCGUCUCCAGGGAAACAUGACGAGGGUGAAGAUUAACGAGCUGAAGCCGCUGAAGCCUCGCUAUGAGGUCCCAGACGUGCUCAUCAGGGAGCCGCCGACUGAGCCCCUGUCACUCUUGUCUCAGGAUGAGAACGGGGUGGUGCUGUCCCUGGGGGCGGAGUCUCAGAGAGUCAUCCUCAGCGCCCGGCCUUUCCGAUUGGACAUCAUGGAGGGGCGAGACGUGGUGAUGUCGCUGAACUCGCGCGGCCUGUUGGCCUUUGAGCACCUGAGGAUGCGCAAGGACACUUUCUCCUAUAAAGUAACUAGCACAGUGGCUAGCGUGUGGAAUAAUAUCAAGAGAGUAUUCUCUAGCAGUCAGGCAGACCCAGAGGCUGAAAAGAAAGAAGAGGCCGAUCCAGCAGCCCAGCCCGAGGCAGCAAAAGAGGAAGAGAAAGAUGAAGACGGGAUGUGGGAGGAAACUUUUAAAUCGCACACAGACAGCAAACCUAAUGGUCCAUCUGCUGUUAGCUUGGACUUCUCGUUGCCGGGUGUGGAGCACGUCUACGGCAUCCCAGAACAUGCAGACACCCUCAGACUCAAAACCACAGAAAAUGGAGAUCCCUACCGCCUCUAUAACCUGGACGUGUUCCAGUACGAGCUGUACAACCCCAUGGCCCUCUACGGCGCUGUCCCCGUCAUGUUGGCCCACAACGCCCAGCGGACCACCGGCGUCUUCUGGCUCAAUGCUGCGGAGACCUGGGUGGAUAUCAGCUCCAACACAGCUGGAAAAACUGUGUUUGGAAAAAUGCUGGAUUAUGUUCAAGGCUCCAAUGAGACUCCACAGACCGACGUGCGUUGGAUCUCUGAAAGCGGCAUCAUCGAUGUCUUCAUUAUGCUCGGGCCCACACCCAAAGAUGUCUUCUCUCAGUAUGCCUCCCUCACAGGCACCCAGGCCUUCCCCCCCCUCGCUGCUGUGGGUUACCACCAGUGCCGCUGGAACUACAACGACCAGGAGGAUGUGGCUGCAGUGGAUGCGGGCUUCGAUGAGCACGACAUCCCAUAUGACUACAUCUGGCUCGACAUUGAGCACACUGAUGGCAAGCGCUACUUCACCUGGGAUCCACACAAGUUUGCAACUCCAAAGGAGAUGCUGCAGGGUCUCAGUGACAAGAAACGCAAGAUGGUGGCCAUUGUGGACCCUCAUAUCAAAGUAGAUAGCAAUUACAAGAUCCAUAAUGAAAUCCGCUCUCGGAGUUUCUAUAUCAAGAAUAAAGAUGGCGGGGACUACGAGGGCUGGUGCUGGCCUGGUAGUGCCGGCUAUCCAGACUUCACCCGAGCAGACAUGAGGGACUGGUGGGCCAGCAUGUUCGCCUACAAUCAGUACGAGGGUUCCAUGGAGAACCUGGACACGUGGAACGACAUGAACGAGCCGUCAGUGUUUAACGGACCGGAGGUGACCAUGCACAAGGACGCAAUGCACGGAGCCUGGGAGCACCGCGACGUGCACAACAUUUAUGGCUUCUAUGUGCAAAUGGCCACCGCGGAGGGUCUGAUCCAGAGGUCCGGAGGAGUCGAGAGACCGUUUGUUCUGACCAGAGCCUUCUUCGCUGGCUCACAGCGCUACGGUGCUGUGUGGACCGGAGAUAAUGCUGCUGAGUGGGAACACCUGAAGAUCUCCAUCCCCAUGUGCCUGAGCCUGGGCCUGGUGGGCAUCUCCUUCUGUGGUGCUGACGUUGGAGGUUUCUUCAAGUCCCCAAACACGGAGCUGCUGGUGCGUUGGUACCAGACGGGGGCGUACCAGCCCUUCUUCCGGGCCCACGCCCACCUGGACACCCCCCGCCGCGAGCCCUGGCUCUUUGGUCCAGAAAACACGGCGCUGAUCCGUGAAGCCGUGCGCCAGCGCUACACCCUGCUGCCCUACUGGUACCUGCAGUUCUACCACGCUCACCGCACCGGGGAGCCCAUCAUGAGACCUCUGUGGGUGGAGUAUCCUGAGGAUCCUGCUACUUUCGCUCUGGAAGACGAGUUCUUAAUCGGGAGAGACCUGUUGGUGCACCCAGUUACUGAAGAGGGAGCCAGGGGGGUCACUGCGUACCUGCCGGGGAAAGACCAGGUCUGGUUUGACGUCCACACCUUCCAGAAGCACAACGGAGCCCAGAACCUGUACAUCCCUGUCACCAUGAGUUCUAUCCCUGUGUUCCAGCGUGGAGGCUCCAUUAUUCCCAGGAAGAUUCGAGUGCGCCGGUCCUCUUCCUGCAUGAUGCAGGAUCCCUACACCUUAUAUGUGGCCCUCAACCUGCAGAGAACUGCAGAGGGUGAGCUCUACAUAGACGACGGCCACACCUUCAACUAUGAAAAGGAGUUCAUCCACAGGAGGCUGUCCUUCGCCAACAACGUCCUCUCUUCUGUUAACCUGGCUCCAGAGGCCCAGUUCCUCACUGGCUCCUGGAUCGAACGCAUCGUCAUACUGGGAGCCAGUAAGCCCAGCAAGGUGCUCCUGAAGACUGAUGAUGGUCAGGAGAGCCAGGUAGAGUUUGACUUUGACGCCUCCAUGUCGGUGUUGACGCUCCGCAAGCCCGGCAUGAAUGCCGGAGCAGACUGGAACGUGAUGCUUCAGUAACCAUGGAGAGGAAAGGAGGAGGAGGAGAAAAUGACUGACCAGAGAGAGAGAGCAAGAGAGAGAGUCUGAGAGAGAGAGUGAGAGGGAAGCGCUGAUGUCCAUGACUAACUACAGCAAGACAACAGGAUAGCCAUCAUGAAAAAUAAAGGACAUAAACACACACAAUGCAUUAUAUACACACACACACACACACACACACACACACACACACA